This is a messenger RNA of Lepus europaeus (European hare), 963 nucleotides long. Its product is annotated as olfactory receptor 6C4-like. The transcript is spliced from 2 exons. The record is from RefSeq and is a predicted model, not a curated record. NCBI's taxonomy places the organism in Eukaryota, Metazoa, Chordata, Mammalia, Lagomorpha, Leporidae. Gene Ontology annotation, molecular function: G protein-coupled receptor activity; olfactory receptor activity. Gene Ontology annotation, biological process: G protein-coupled receptor signaling pathway. Gene Ontology annotation, cellular component: membrane. Bases 1 to 963 code for a protein of 320 amino acids.
AUGGAGAUACUGAUGGAGAUGAGGAAUGAGACAACUGUCCAGGAAUUCACCCUGCAGGGGUACCCUGCUCUCCAGCAUCUUGGGAAAAUCCUCUUCCUGGUGCACCUGCUGGCGUACCUGGCCUCUAUCACAGGAAACCUGCUCAUCAUCACCGUCACCUGGGCUGACCAGCGCCUCCACACACCCAUGUAUAUUUUGCUCAGCAGUUUCUCCUUCUGUGAAUGCUGUUUUAUUAGCACAGUGAUUCCUAAACUGCUGUCCAUCUUUCUUUUAGGACAGCAAAGAAUUCACUUCAUUGCGUGUCUCACACAAGCGUUUUCUUUCUUAUUCCUUGGGUCAACAAUUUUCUUCCUCCUGGCUGUGAUGUCCUUGGAUCGAUACCUGGCCAUUUGCAAGCCUCUACACUACCCGGCCAUCAUGAACCUGCGGGUGUGUUUGCUUCUGGUUUCCUGCUGCUGCACGGUGUCCUUCCUCUUGUCCUUCCUCUUCAUCACUGCUCUGGUUCUCAAGGUUUCCCAGUUGUCCUUCUGUGGCUCCAACCUCAUCCCUCACUUCUUCUGUGAUCUAGGUUCCUUAAUUCACCUCUCCUGUUCUGACACCAAAGCUGUUGAAAUAUAUACCUUCUUCCUUGCUUUAUGUGUCAUUGUGUUGUCCCUCAUUGUAACCAUCAUAUCAUACAGCAACAUCGUAGUCACCAUCGUGAGGCUCCCGUCAGCCAAGGAGCGACAGAAAGCUUUCUCCACCUGCUCGUCUCACCUCAUCGUCCUCUCUCUCAUGUACGGCAGCUGUCUUUUCAUCUAUGUGAAGCCAAAGCAGACAAGCAGGGUGGACUUCAACAGAGAGGCUGCUCUGGUGAACACGGUGUUGACCCCAGUGCUGAACCCUGUCAUCUACACCCUGCGCAACAAGCAGGUGCACCGGGCUCUCAGGGAUGCUGUGUCCAAGGUGAGACUGCAGAAAUAA